UAUUGAGGCCCAACCCGCAGAGACUUUGGUUGCUCACCCUCACCCACAGCUAAACUAUCUCAUCCAUCCAGAAACUAGUGUAGCUAGGUAGCUAGAGAUGCAGGUGGUGACUGGUGCCAUGGGCAGCCUGCUCCCCAAGCUGGGGCAGCUGCUCGUGGAGGAGUACAACUUGCAGAAGAAUGCCAAGAAAGGCGUCGAGUCUCUCAUGCUAGAGAUGAAGAUCAUGCACGCUGCCCUCUGCAAGGUGGCGGAGGUACCGCGCGAUCAGCUCGACGAGCUGGUCAAGCUAUGGGCCGACGAGGUCAGGGAUCUCUCCUAUGACAUAGAAGACGCUGUUGACAAGUUCCUCGUGCGCAUCGACGGCUCUAAUGGCUCUAAUAAACCCACUGAUGAUGGCAACAAGCUCACAUAUCUAGUGGAGAAGAUGGGCAACCUGUUCACCAAAGGCAAGGCACGCCGUCAGAUCGCUAGCGCCAUCAAGGACAUCAACAAACAAGUUCAAGAAGUAGCCAACAGACGCGGCAGGUACACAGUGGAUAAUAUUGUCCCUAAGCCUACAGUGGGGACGACUAUUGAUCCUCGUCUCCGGGCUCUGUACACUGAAGUUACAGAACUUGUCGGCAUCUAUGGGAAGAGGGAUCAAGAGCUUGUCAAGUUAUUGUCCUUUGCAGACAAAGAUCCCUCCAAGAAGAAACUAAAGAUAGUCUCUGUUGUUGGAUUCGGAGGGUUGGGAAAGACCACUCUUGUUAGAGCAGUAUAUGACAAGAUCAAAGGUGGUUUCGAUUCACAGGCUUUUGUUCCAGUUGGUCGGAAUCCUGACGUAAAGAAGAUUUUUAGGGACAUCCUUAUUGGUCUAGAGAAAAAUAAGUACACUAAUAUCAAUCUUAUGGUGUUGGAUGAAAGACAACUUAUCGAAGAAAUCAGGGAAUUCCUCGAGGACAAGAGGUAUCUCGUUAUAAUAGAUGAUAUAUGGGAUGGAAAACUGUGGGGAGAUAUCAAGUUGGCUUUCUCUAAUAUGAACAAUCUUGGCAGUCGCCUAAUCACGACAACCCGCAUAUUCACUGUAUCAGAAGCAUGUUGUCGUUCCGCUCAUGAUUCAGUUUAUAAAAUGGAACCUCUCUCAAGUAAUGACUCUGCAAGGCUGUUCUAUAAAAGAAUAUUUUCAAGUGAGAAUGGAUGUCCUAGUGAACUUAAGGAAAUAUCUAGAGAUAUUUUGAAGAAAUGUGGCGGUGUACCAUUAGCCAUCCUUACAAUAGCUAGUCUUCUCUCUUCUGGUCAGCAAACAAAACCAAAAAUUGAAUGGCAUGUUGUGUUAAACUCAAUUGGUCGUGGACUUACAGAAGAACCAAGUAUGGAGGAAAUGCAGAGGAUACUUUCAUUAAGCUACUAUGAUCUGCCUUCUUGUCUAAAGACUUGUCUAUUGUAUCUAAGUACGUACCCUGAAGAUCAUGAGAUUUACAAAACAGAACUUGUAUGGAAGUGGAUAUGUGAAACUUUUGUGCAGCAUGAGAAGAAACAAACUAGCAUCUUUGAGGUUGGGGAAACUUAUUUCAACGAGCUCAUAAACAGAUCUAUGAUUCAACCAAUAUACAAUGAUUUCCGUGAAGUUAAGAGUUGUCGUGUGCAUGACAUGGUGCUUGAUCUGAUUCGUUCCUUGUCAGGUGAAGCAAAGUUUGUUACAAUACUGGAUACCAAUAGGGAUAUCACGUGUUCCCACACAAAUAUCCGUAGGCUAUCUCUCCAAAAUAUGGAGGAAGAUCAGCAGACCACACCUCUCAUUAAAUCAAUGAAUAUAUCUCAAGUAAGGUCUGUCACUGUCUUUUCGCCAGCUAUGACUAUGAUUCCAGCUAUAUCCAGCUUUGGUGUUUUACGUGUACUGGAUUUGAGUGAAUGCAAUCUUGGGGCUAUUAUUAACUUGAGGGAUGUUGUGUAUUUAUUUCACCUGAGGUACUUAGGUCUAAGAAACACAGGUGUCCGUGAACUCCCAAAGGAAAUAGGAAAUCUACAGUUUUUGCAGGUGUUAGAUGUAGAAUGCAAUUUUGAUAUGACAGUUUUGCCGGCAUCCAUGUCUAAGCUAAAAUGGUUAAUGGCCAUAAAGGUUUUGUUUUCCUGCAAUUGGGUCCCUGGUGUGUUGGGGAACCUGACAUCAUUGGAAGUAUUGGAGACGAUCUAUGCCUAUCCAAGCAUUGUGCAAGAGCUUGGCAACCUGGCAAGGCUGAGGAAGCUAAUUAUUCACUUCUUUCAUUGGAGCCCCGAAUUAGAGGAAGCUUUUGUGGAGUCUAUGUGCAACUUGCGUGAUAUCCAAAGUGUUGUUAUCUUCUACCAGGAUUUGCCAUACUUGGAUCUCUUGGGGGAACGCUGGCUGCCCCCUCGAUGUCUUGGCAAAUUUCAGUUCUUAACAGACGACAUGGCCUGCUCUACAUUGCCGAUGUGGAUAAUGAGAUGUGGCCCUUCACAUCUAUCAAAUCUAUCCACGUUCCAUAUCCGAGUCAAGGAAGUGCAGCAAGAGGAUGUGCAAAUCCUUGGGAGGUUGCCAGCUCUUCGUCAUCUCUGGAUAAGCAGCACCCACCAAACAGAGAGACUGCUCGUCAUCGGCGCGGAUGGGUUCCGUUCUAUGAUAGCCCUUGGAUUGCAUUGCGUGCCAGCCACUCAGCUAGUCUUUCAACAGGGAGCUUUGCCAAAUGCAGAAUUGGUCCGAUUCAAUCUGGGCGUGCAGGUAACCAAAGAAGAUGGUAACGGUCAUCAUUUCGGGCUCGGCCUGGGCAACCUACUUUCACUUCAGAGUGCAUCAGUUGAAAUCCAUUGGGAUGGGGUCACCAUUAUGGAAGCCGCCAAAGCAUGUGCCGCAGUGAGAAGUGCACUGAACGCCCAUCCUAACCAUCUAAGCAGUGAUGUUCGUAUGGAGCCGGAUCCAGAAGAGAAGGAGGAAGAUAACGAGGACGAGGAGGAAGACGACAACGAUGAGGAGGAGGAGGACGACGAUGAGGACGAGGAUAACACUGAUAGGGACGACUGAGCAAAAAAGAAUGGAUCUGGAGUAGCUAAAUCUAUGGCCCGAGAUUUGGUCCUCUCGCGUCGCUCCCGUGGCGACCGAGGAACCCUAGCGCCGCCGGCCCCGCGCCCCACCUCCCUCCUCUCCUUUGGCGUCGGCGGGGGCGGGACUUCCCCUUCCCUCUGCUGACAGGAACGGCGUGGGCAAUCCUCUCGGCGGGUGGCGGCGCGCUGGUGGCGGCGCGCGACGGCGCAGGCUCGGGCGGCGACGGCGGGCUCCCGUGCGUGCUCCAUGGCUGCUAACGGGGAGCGCUCGGAGCGGGGGAGGGCGCACUUGUGUAACUGGGCCGGUCCAAAACUAAGCUAUUGUAGGCGUUGGUUUCUGAUCGGAUGCUUGCAGCGCCGAUUAGGGGCUCCCCCACGAGCCUGCUACUCUUUCCAACCAGAAGAAGUCUUGGACAUCUAGAGUCGCGGGCAUCAAGCAUGUGCCAUGAAUUUGAAACCUAGAGCAUGAGACUUUGUCAGAAACGAACCACACACCCAUACGCUUCAUUUUGCAGUCAAGUUCGGCGAUGAGCUGCAGCCGCCACUGCACCGCAGUUAGCUCUACUCGGAUACAGCUAUCGCCAUGUUGCCGACGCGAGCUCUCGACCUAAUUCUUUAAUUCUCCACUUAUGUCUUUUAUUAUUUGGUGCUACAAGUUUGUUCUAAACAAAUAGCGCGACCGCGAGAGGGAAGUGAUGUUUUGGAAAAUAUUAUUUGAAAGAGGAGAUUCGUCGUAUCUUUGUGUGGCAAUUAUGGCAUCAUCGUCUUUCAUCUGGACCGAAGUGGUCAUGUGGUAUCGCCCUGGGAUUGCCGGCAGUCACUGUGUCCACGACGAGGACAAGAGAGGAGGAGGCGUCAGUGGUUAGUGCGAACGGUUGUUUCUCCGCCGGUUAUGAAGCAUAAGAUGAGGAAGUUUAAUACCUUGAGCUUCUCCGCCCAUUAUGAAGCAUAAGAUGAGGAAGUUUAAUACCUUGAGCAACACGAUCAUGCAUACGGUCACAUUGCGGAAAUCAAGAACAUAUGCUAUAUUCGAAA
Hordeum vulgare subsp. vulgare (domesticated barley) is the source of this 4071-nucleotide messenger RNA. RefSeq names its product disease resistance protein PIK6-NP-like. The coding region runs from base 98 to 3016 and encodes 972 amino acids. The record is from RefSeq and is a predicted model, not a curated record. The transcript has 6 exons. Gene Ontology annotation, biological process: defense response to other organism. Gene Ontology annotation, molecular function: ADP binding. NCBI's taxonomy places the organism in Eukaryota, Viridiplantae, Streptophyta, Magnoliopsida, Poales, Poaceae.